Messenger RNA from Botrytis deweyae, 1053 nucleotides. RefSeq lists its product as uncharacterized. The record is from RefSeq and is a predicted model, not a curated record. The transcript has 3 exons. The coding region runs from base 1 to 1053 and encodes 350 amino acids. NCBI's taxonomy places the organism in Eukaryota, Fungi, Ascomycota, Leotiomycetes, Helotiales, Sclerotiniaceae.
AUGUAUACUUCUAUUUUAUUUCAAGCGGCAUUAUUGUCCGUCGCUCAAGCCCACGGUGUUAUCCUUGCUGCUCAAGGUAUCGCAGGAUCCCCCGCAAGUGUUGGAUUUAAAGUCGACGAUGCUAUCGCAAGAAAUUGUACCGGCAUCAGUCCUUGUCAACAAGACACAACCAUUAUUCGUGAUUCCGAAAUCAAAGCCAACAUCGUCAAUGAAUGUGGCCGUACGGAACUGAGCGGCAACAUUGAUGUAGGAGAAAGCACCGAAAAUGCUCUCUCCGCCAAUGCGGUCACAAAAGUCAAAGCCGGUACACUGAUGACCGUCACCAUCCAUCAAGUCAACGCAGAUGGAGCCGGCCCCUACACCUGUGAUCUCGACCAAACUAGCAAUGCUGGUGUCAUUUCUCAAAAUUUAACCGUCACCAAUAACGUACCAGGAGUCAACGGACUAUCCCAAGCCAAAACUCAAGACUUCAACAUCACAGUUCAAAUGCCCGACAACCUUGCCUGCACCGGUGCCUCAACUGGAAAUAUCUGCACCGUCCGUUGCCGUAACAAUGCCGUUGCUGGUCCCUUUGGUGGUUGUUUUGCCGUUCAACAAACCGACAUUGCUGCUACCAAUAACAGCGCCAAUACUAUCUCCACCGCACAAACACUCAAAGCAAUCGAAGCACAAGUCCAAGAGAACAACGUUGAUCUUCCCGUUGCUGUUGCUGCUAAUCAAGCCGCUGGUUCCGCUGACGGCGUAAAGGGUUUCAAUGGUGCUAAUGCCCUUCUCAGCGCCUCCAUAACAUCCAAAGCAGCCCCUGUCAUGACCCUCGCUGUAGAAAAUGUAGGCGUCAACGCAGCUGUUGCAUCUACAACCUCGUCCACCUCAUCCGCAAAAGCAACCGCAACCACUGCCGCCAAAGGAAACGGCAAAGGAAAUGCCAAUGCGAAGGGUAACGGAAACGGAAACGGAAAUGGAAGAAAUAAUAAUAAUAAGGCGAGAGGAUCGAGUUUGAAGUGGGCCAGUAGACUAUUUGCGGCUGAUAGCUGGGAAGAGCCUUCGAACUAG